Molecule: messenger RNA, 2348 nt
Organism: Photinus pyralis (common eastern firefly)
Lineage: Eukaryota; Metazoa; Arthropoda; Insecta; Coleoptera; Lampyridae
Gene: Dl
Product: embryonic polarity protein dorsal-like
Exons: 10
Coding region: 449-2170 (573 amino acids)
Biological process (GO): regulation of transcription by RNA polymerase II; cellular response to stress; response to cytokine
Cellular component (GO): cytoplasm; nucleus
Molecular function (GO): DNA binding; DNA-binding transcription factor activity
Source: RefSeq, a predicted model, not a curated record
AUUAUUCUUUGGACCGCAACGCGACCACAAUCGUCGCGCGCGCUUUUCAAUAACGCGAACCUGCGCCGUCUCGUUCUCAUCUCCAGCACGUGAUAGGAAUUAAAUUCAUUCCACGCGCCCCGGGCCUUAGUUCACUAGUAGCUGCUUCUGCGAAAAGUCGUUCGAUCACCGUUUCCCGAAAUAAACUUUCGUGUGCGCCCCGAAGUUGCUCUUUGAAAGUUUUGUGCCGUUUUCGUGUAUGCCAAGUGCGUUUCGCCGUUCGCGAUUUUUGGUGAAAAUCAAUCACAGACGGAUUUGUUUUAUUUAUAGUUUCCUGAUUAUUAUCUGUUUAGUGUUGUUGGUGCUGUCAUUAAUCGUCGACCUUGAUACUAUACUAAGUACGACUGGCGCAUAAUGAUGGAACUUAAGGGAUCAUCCCAGUAAGCGCGGUCGCUCAUUCGAAAUAAUCAUGGAUGAUCACGGGCUAGAGUCGCCCCAGCAUCCCGCCGCCGGACUAACCGACGACAAUCUCAACAUAAGUGAUGUCAUUGAAGUUAUCGCGACAGAUCCGGAUUUCGAGCAGUCGCGCAGUAUGUUCAACGGCGUUCCCGAAGUGACGCGUUCCCCGGCCAUGGCGCAAGUGCGGCCGCGAGUGAGAAUAAUCGAGCAGCCGGCGUCGAAAGCGCUACGCUUCCGGUACGAGUGCGAGGGACGCUCGGCCGGUUCCAUACCGGGCGUUUCGAGCACGCCCGAAAACAAAACCUUUCCCUCGAUUCAAAUUGUCGGCUACCAAGGCAGAGCGGUUGUCGUCGUGUCCUGCGUGACAAAAGAUUCGCCGCACAGGCCUCACCCGCAUAACUUGGUUGGGCGUGAGGGAUGUAAAAAGGGAGUUUGUACGUUGGAGGUUUCGCCCGAGACCAUGUCGGUUACCUUCUCCAAUUUAGGUAUACAGUGUGUCAAAAAGAAGGAUAUAGAAUCGGCGUUAAGAGUACGAGAGGAAAUUCGCGUCGACCCAUUUAGAACCGGAUUUUCACACCGAAACCAACCCACAUCGAUAGACUUGAACUCGGUCAGAUUAUGUUUUCAAGUGUUUUUGGAAGGCGACCGAGGCAAAUUCACGGUACCGCUCACGCCUGUUGUCAGCGAUCCUAUCUACGACAAAAAGGCCAUGUGCGAUUUGGUCAUCGUGAAGCUCUCCGAUUGCACAAGUUCGGUUGCCGGUGGUACUAAAGACGUCAUCCUUCUCUGCGAAAAGGUUUCAAAAGAGGACAUUGAAAUUCGUUUUUACGAGGAGAGGGAUGGACAAGUCGUCUGGGAAGGGCGCGGUGAUUUUCAACCGUCGCAGGUUCACAAGCAAACCGCCAUUUGGUUUAAGACACCUCCCUACAGAAGACUGGAUGUGACAGAGCCCGUCAAAGUGUUCAUACAGUUGAGAAGACCGUCGGACACGGCGACCAGCGAGCCAUUGCCCUUCGAAUUGCUGCCAUUAGACGCAGAGCCCUCUAGGGUGGGAGCGAAACGACCAAAAUUUGAGGCAGACGCAAAAAACGAAAUUUUACUUCGGUUGCGCGAUCAAGAGCGAAAUAGAUCGCAUCAGCCUUUCAAUAUUAUGCCAAAUUCCAUAGACGUGAAAACAGAACCCAGAGACAAUACCCCUUCCCCCUACGCCGGUCAGGGUUAUGGCGGCGUCAGCCCAAUGUAUGUAACCAACCAUGCAGUCUCUCCACAGCCAUUUCUUCUCCCUGCGAACACGUACGUUCAGGCACAAGCAGUGGACACUAUCACCUACAAUCUACCAGUAUCAGAAAGUUACACGCCCUCCUCCCUCCCACCAGUGGGUAGCCUAUUACCUCCGUGGAACACGAUUACCAUAAGUGCUAGUGUUAGUGAUGCUCAAAAUGCUUUCGGUGCCAGUGCAAUGAGUGUGGACCCUCCCACAGGACUGAGUAGUUUAUUAGACUUGGACAGCCAACAAACCGAAUUGAAACAAAUCGAUCUCAAUUCGGGCGAAUUGGCAACAUUAAACGCGUUUGAUACUCACAAUCUCUCGGAGAACUUGACCAAUAAUUUAUCGUUGACGGAUUUAAAUCCGCCCAGACAGGAUCACAGCAUGACGGACAGUUUCACGCAACUCGCGAACAACGUUAUAAAUAGUAUUUGUCAGUUGAAUGACAUGACUAAACCUAAUUAAAGUUUUAUUUUUAAAACAUCGGUUAAGUUUUGUAUUAUGUAGGUGUGUUAAUUUUAUUUGUUAGUUUCGACUCGACGCUGUGAUUAUUUUCAACGGCAAUAUUUUUCUAUUAGUUUUAGGAUCGAGAGUUUGCUCACAUACAAACAGCUUUAGAUAAUAAAAAGAAUUUUAUACUUUU